This is a messenger RNA of Cucurbitaria berberidis CBS 394.84, 735 nucleotides long. RefSeq lists its product as uncharacterized. The transcript has 5 exons. The coding region runs from base 1 to 735 and encodes 244 amino acids. The record is from RefSeq and is a predicted model, not a curated record. NCBI's taxonomy places the organism in Eukaryota, Fungi, Ascomycota, Dothideomycetes, Pleosporales, Cucurbitariaceae. Gene Ontology annotation, cellular component: plasma membrane. Gene Ontology annotation, molecular function: acetate transmembrane transporter activity.
AUGUCUGCCUCACCAUCAACGGCGUCCAAUGGCAAGAAUAACAUUGCCCACGCCGAUAUCGAGAAGCAACCCACGCAUGAAGGUUUCGUGACUGCUGCUCCAAUCGCUCGCACGUCGCUGGGUGCAGGAUCAGCACUUCCCAUCGGUGUCUUCGCAACGACCUUGACAACACUCUCCCUCAGCUUGAUGGAAUGGAGAGGCGUGACAACGAAUAAUGUGUUUGUAGCGAACUUCUUCUUCGCCGCGGCAUUUGGCUUAGUCGUAACUGCUCAGUGGGAACUUUCCGUGGGAAACGGGUUUUCGUAUACGGUCUUCAGUGCUUUUGGAUUGUUCUACGCCGGGUACGGUGCAAUUCUGACGCCAGCAUUUGGAGUGGUGGCGUCUUAUGGGGAUGAUGUUGAGCAGUUGAACAACGCUUUGGGAUUUUUCAUGAUGCUUUGGACUGUCUUCGCCUUGACGUUUCUAAUAGCAUCGCUGCCAACGAAUCUGGUGUACAUCGGAAUCUUCUUCACAGUCGAAUUCGGCUUUAUGCUAGUCGCCGCAUCUUAUUUUGCAGCAGCUGAUGGACAUGCCGCUGCUUCCGUUUCCCUGAAAAAGGGCGGAGGCGGGUUUUGCUUUGUUUCAGGAAUCAUUGGAUGGUAUUUGACAUUCGCCCUUUUAUUGAAAGACUCCAUCGUGGAAUUUCCGCUAGGCGACACGUCUAGGUACUUCGCGAAGAGUAGAAAGACGCAAUAG